This is a messenger RNA of Rotaria sp. Silwood2, 3336 nucleotides long. Lineage: Eukaryota; Metazoa; Rotifera; Eurotatoria; Philodinida; Philodinidae. The record is from the annotation of a GenBank genome assembly.
UCGUUUUUUUUUUAAUUUUGUCUGUCUGGGAGUCAGUAGAGUCAAUAGAAUCUCAGAAUCUUAUAGAAUCAGCGUUUCCUCCCUUGCGAUGAAAUGAUAUAAUUUUGUUCAAGACAAUUGGCAAUAAAGAAAAUGCAUCUUGUUUUUGACACGCUGUGAUUCAGACUACUUGAAUUCAGCUGCCUUUCUAUUGAUCAACAUCAUCUGGAGUCCUCUGGACACACCCGCACUAGUGAUUCUAUGGAGCUCGUACUAACGAAACGACAUAAUAGUCGAGAAAAACGAUGACAUACAUAGAGAUUCUGCAGUCAAUGGAAUCACUUAUAAUCAAUAGAAUCACCCAGAACCAUUCAGAAUCAUGGAAUCAGCUUUUUCCCUCUUGAGAAAAACACUGAAUGUGAAAGUUGUGCAGUCGUAGACGAGCUUUCAGAAUAUAAGUCUAUUUUCAGAUAAAAAUGAUAGCAUUGUAUAAAGAUCAAAAAAUAUCGUUGGUUAUGAAAUUUGAUCGUUUUUUGUCGAACAUUGUAAUGUGAAAGAUCUUAUAGCUUAAAACUUCAAAUUAGUAUGAAGUAUUAGUUGAUUUACUUAUAUUCGAAUCCGCGAUUGGUUGAAUCACAUGUUUUGCUUACCUAUUUCAAUCAGUUUUUAUUCGAACGAAUCUGUAAUUUAACGUCGUACAAAAGAAAGUGUCGGUUUCACUAUUUUCAUUUAAGGAAAUCUAAACCCAGUAAAACUUGCGCAUUUAUGGCGACACUCUUUUGAGAAUUUUGCUUAGAUCUGAGCUUUGAAAUGUGACUUCAUAAUUUUUGAGCCGUGGGGGUACCUCACAGAUUGUCCUAUGAAGAUUUGAAUCGGAAAGAUCCUCAUAUCUUCCAUAUUAGUUCUUUAAAUUUCAAUAAAAAUAUUAUUUUCGUUAUCAGCACGAGGAAUUCUAUCAGGUCCAGUAAAAGAUUUUCAAAUUGAUGACCAAAAUUUUUUUUCGACUCCUGGGGGUGCUCGAGGUACCAAAAAUUCUGAAGUAGCACUUUCAAAGCUCUGACCCGAGGAACAAUUUCACAAGACCGUCCCCAUGACUAUACAAAUGUUAUUUUGUUGUAAUUUCGUAAAAUGAAAAAUAUUGAAACCAUUGCCUGUUUUUUGUCAAACUAUUCUCCUUUAAUGAAGUUCCGUAAGGGAGUAUUUUUUGAAAAAAGUUCUCAAAAGUUCAAGAAAAGUUUCAUGAAUAUCGGUUCAUGUGAUAGCCCUACCAAAGAUGCAUCUAACUGAUAGAAUUCUUGAAAAUCAGUUUUCAGCAUGAAAGAGAAACAUUCAAUAUAAGCAUAUUUCGUUACGGAAUUUCACGAAAAAUAUGAAUGGUUUUAGAAUGCAGUAUCUCACUUCCAGAAUAUUAAAAGUUUUUGUAUUCGUCCAAUUAUGAAAGAGCGAAUAUUUAGCUAUUGAUUUCAAGGGGGGAAACGGCGGACUUUUCGACUUCAACUUACUUUGAACCACUUGAAGUUACUUCGAGUUAAUUCAAGUUUUUUAUAAUAUAAGUUUAGUCAUUAUUUCUAAAUGCUAGUAUUAUAAUCCUUCAUAUUUUCGAUAAAAAAAAAUGGUAUAACAUUGAAAAAGUCUUUAAUUAAGAAAAAGAGGUGCAACAAGUGAUAUAGCAAUGUGUUUCACAACAAUUUAUUCAAGAAAAAUCAGAUAAAAAAACCAUAAUUGACUGUAUACAUAUAUUUCGAAUAAAUAAAAAUAGAAAAAUGUUCAGCUACGAAUUCUUUUUGUUGACAGACAUUGUUUUGAGUCUGAUGUUAUACGACGCUUAGCAUUAUGGUUUGGUUGUAAUGUUGAAAUUGACUUUUUAUUAGGCUUUGAUUGUGUACUUAUACUUUCAUCGGUGCAUACCUGCACAGGCAAUAUACCGGAUGCGGCAUAAAGAUUGCAACAUUUAGUAUUUUGAAAAUAUCUCAUCACAAACCAAUCGUAUAAUCUUGAUUCUUUUUUAAAAGAUGCUUAGUGAAAAACUCUACAAAAACUAUAAAAAUAAAUCCCUAUUGACUUCCUCUGAUGGUGUCUCCAAUACUUAACAUGAGCAGGUCACAUGAUGGUGUUAUGUUCCACCAUAUUUAGUAUAAUAAAAUAUUUGGAAGACUUUCUUUUAUUUUGAGAAUAGUUCGACUCGGGAAUAUGAUAAAGUCUUGAUUUAUUUUUCAAGAAUGCACCGUCAGAAACUCUAUAAACACGUUAUGAACAACGUUUUCUUGCAAAACAAAAAAAAGUCUUCUAAAUAUUUAAUACGGUGGGACAUAGCACCAUCAUGUGACCUAUUCAUUUUGAAUAUAAGAGACACCAUCCGAACAAGUCAAUAGGAAUUUGUUCUUACAGUUUUUGUAGAGCUUUUUAUCACCCAUAUUUUAAAAAAACAAUCAAGAUUAUACGAUUGACUGUGAUGAGAUAUAUGCAAAAUAUUAAAUGUUGUAAUCUUUAUGCCGCACCCGGUAAUACAUAUUAUUCAAACGAAAUGUGUUCUUGAAAUGAAGAUACUCUUCUUGAUAUUACGAUUUUAUCAAAAGAUAUUUUUGAACGUGUUGAUUAUAAAUUUUAUGAUGCUGUUAAAGCAGUAGCAGGUAGUAGUCUGCGUGAUUGACAUCUUUAGUCACGAUCACGAUCACGGCUUUAAUUUGUACAUAGAAAUUAAAAAUACUAAAUGAGCUUUUAAUAUUCAAUAGUGCCAUCUAUAAACUGUUGUUGAUUGGAUCCUGUGUUAAAGAAUUGCAAUCAUCAUUGAGAAUUACCUAAAUUCUUUUCUGUUCUUAAUCUUAACAACUCUUAAAAAUAUAAAAAUCUUAAUUAAUAUUCAUUAUCAGAAUGUCUAUGACUAGUAAUCAAUUAAAUAAAAAAGAUAUUGAACGUCUUGUGUCACAAAAUAGUACAUCAAUAUCGUAUAAAAAACCAAGUGAAGCAACUAAAACUAAAAUCUCCAAACAUUGGAAUAAUUUCAGUCAAAUAUAUGUUUCUAAUGUCAAACAAGAUUUCAUUGUUUGUGAUGAUUGUAAAACGAUAUUGAUCUACAAAUCAUCUACAGGUUCUGGUUGUAUGAUUAAUCAUUUACGUUCUUGUCCAUCCAAACUAAAGCUCGAUAAUUCAUCUGGUGAAAAACAGAAAAUCAACAAUUACUUCAACAAAAAUUCCAAUGACAACAAAUAGAUACCAAAAAGCAUUAAACGUGCUAUCACAACAUCUUGUGCUGAAUUUGUUGCUGAAGAUAGUCAAUCAUUUAAGUUGCUUCAAGGACCUGGUUUUAUUCGUUUAGCUCAACAAUUAUUUGAUAGUGGUCAACGUUUAUCAUCAUAA